Molecule: messenger RNA, 2661 nt
Organism: Nanorana parkeri
Lineage: Eukaryota; Metazoa; Chordata; Amphibia; Anura; Dicroglossidae
Gene: SH2D3C
Product: SH2 domain containing 3C
Exons: 10
Coding region: 172-2268 (698 amino acids)
Biological process (GO): small GTPase-mediated signal transduction; positive regulation of peptidyl-serine phosphorylation
Molecular function (GO): phosphotyrosine residue binding; guanyl-nucleotide exchange factor activity
Source: RefSeq, a predicted model, not a curated record
CAAGGGAUGAGGUAAUGCAUGAACCAUCAGCCUGCAAUCCAGCAGCAGCAUCAGCACCAGUAGGGAACAUCAGCUGUGCAGACUGCUACACACAGGCAGCAGCUGACAGCCACGAGACCGGGACGGGAUUCGGCUUUCUCUGUAUAUUUGGAUGGAGGAUCUGCUUUUACCAUGACUGAACGGUGCAGUUUGUGGAGUGCCCUAUCAGCAGCCGCAUGCUGCUUCUACCGGGGCUCUUUCAUGCAGGUGCAGUUCUCCAAGGAAAAGUACAUCUUGGAUACCCCACCUGAGAAGCUGCACAAGGAGUUGGAAGAGGAAUUAAAACUUAACAGCUCGGACCUGCGCAGCCAUGCCUGGUAUCAUGGACGCAUACCUCGAGAGGUGUCAGAAAGUUUGGUCCAGAGAAAUGGGGACUUCCUCAUCAGAGACUCACUCACCAGCCUGGGUGACUACGUCCUGACCUGCCACUGGAAGAACGAUCCUCUACAUUUCAAGAUCAACAAAGUGAUGGUGAAGACCAGCGACAGCUACACGCGGAUACAAUACUUGUUUGAACAGGAAAGCUUUGACAAUAUACCUGCACUGGUGCACUCCUAUGUGGGCAGCCGAAAGACUGUGUCGGAUCAGAGCGGGGCACUCAUCUACUGCCCGAUCAACCGCACAUUCCCACUGCGAUACCUGGAGGCCAGUUAUGGGCUGUCACCCAGCAGGCAGGGUUCACAGAGCCCACAGAAAGGACAUAUGAAGAGAAGAAGCAUUACUAUGACCGAUGGGCUCACUGCAGACAAGAUUAUUAAGGCCAAUGGGUGCCCAAACAGCACCUCUUCCCCACAUCACAGAGAUAUCAUCAGGAGCUGUGCAGUCAGUGUGGACCAAAUUCAGGAUUUGCACGCCCCAAUGUCCCCUAUUUCUGAAAGCCCGGGUUCCCCGGCCUACAGUACAGUUAUCCGGGUGAAGCCCCAGGGAGUUCCAAUGGCAAACAGCGUGAACCCCGGCUCACCUGUGCUGAGACGGUCCAGCGAGCCCUACGUCUGCUCAGCAAGCAACAAGGCCGCUUUAAACAUGGCUGAAAACACCCAUUCCUCACCAAGUCACGGGUAUUCACAAAUCUCUCCUUCCCCCUCCAUAAACAGUUAUAGUGACCCGGACAAUGCACAUUACUGCCAGCUUCGUCCAGCUUCCCCAACACACGACACUCCCAGCAAACCCCUUCCACCCAAGAGCUAUGUAGAGAGAUUAAAAGUGGACGAGGGUGCCCGGGCAGGGGCUAAACGCGUGGGGGAGGACUCCGAUAAGGACAAACUGUGCUUUACUAUCCCUACUGUGGAAGCCAAAUCUUCUUUCAACCCAGCAAGCUUUAAGUCUACACUGAUCCCCCCAGACAACAAGCCCCUGGAGAUGUGUAUACUUAAAAAGGUCAAGGAGCUCUUCUCUGAAGUUGAUGCCAAAACUAUUGCCAAACAUAUCACCAAAGCAGACUGCGAGGUUGCCAGGAUACUCGGUGUUACCAAGGAGAUGCAGAGGAUCAUGGGAGUCAGCUCAGGCAUGGAGCUUCUAACGCUACCGCAUGGCCGCCAGCUGCGACUUGACCUUCUGGAAAGAUUUCACACCAUGUCCAUCAUGAUAGCUGUGGACAUCCUGGGCUGCACGGGCAGUACGGAGGAAAGAGCCGCUCUGCUGCACAAGACCAUACAACUGGCCGCUGAACUGAAAGGCACUCUGGGAAAUAUGUACAGCUUUGCAGCUAUAAUGAAUGCUUUGGAAAUGUCACAGAUCUCAAGACUGGAACAGACGUGGGUUACCCUGAGACAGAGGCACACAGAAGGGGCCAUCUUGUAUGAGAAGAAGCUCAAACCGUUUCUAAAGAGCAUGAAUGAGGGCAAAGAGAGCCUCCCAUUGAGCAAUACAACCUUCCCGCACAUUGUCCCUCUCAUCACUCUUCUGGAGCGAGAUGGCCCUCUGCUGGAUGGAGGAGAGCCCUGGGAUAGCAUUGACAAUGGUGUCGAAGUGGUGAUGGCUCACCUGGAAGCAGCCAGGAUGGUGGCACAUCAUGGAGGCCUGUACCGGACCAAUGCUGAGAUGAGGCUGCAGGGUUUCCACCCCAGAUCGGAUCUCGCAGAGGUCUCCAGUACCGAGUUCCAAAUGCGAAUGCUGUGGGGCAGCCGAGGAGCAGCAGGGAGCCAAACCGAGAGAUACGACAAAUUUGACAAAGUCCUCAGCGCGCUGUCACACAAGCUGGAGCCCUCAGUGCGCUUCAGCGAAUUAUAACACUGCACCUGGAGGUAGAGACUGAAUCGUUGUGAGGGAAGGAUGUGAAAGGGACAAAACAUGCCCAAUGCAAUGCAUCUCAGAGACUUGUUUGAGGAAACAAAUAGCACUUUUCAGUGGCUUCUGUUAUGGAGGCCAAUAUUUUGCCGCAGUGCAUGCUGGAUCUUUAGAAAAUUUCCCCCCAAAAAAUGGCUGCACUGUAUGUAUUCAUUUAGGAAAAAUUAUACUUGGCUUAGACCUGACAAAUAUUCUACUUUUGUAUCAUAAAUCUGGAUGUUUGGCCGCUUCGGGAGCUCUGGUGUAAAAUGGAGGUUGGACCUGGACAAGUGCAGUGUCUCAUUUUACGUAGCGCCAUAAUGGCAUUGAGUAAAUGGCUACUGACUGCAGGGCUUG